AUGUCAGUGUACGUUCGAAUUGGCCUGCCAGUCUUUUUUACUUUUUUAAGCUUUUCUACGUGUGUGUGUACUGCGCUUUAUGUACACUAUAGUUCGUGUUGAUCACGAUGACGCGCAGAUUUGUCAAAUCUAGCCUUUAAUGAAAUGGCAAUACGAGACAAUGCAUGCGUCUUCGUGAAUGACACGAACUAUAUAAAGUAGACGCAGCUUGAAAUGCGUCACUUUUGUUCGAGAUCUGGUGAAUUAUAGUCGAUAAAAUGCUCAAGUUGUGCGUUUUAAUUUUAAUGUCCACGGUGGCAUAUGUAUAUUCUGCUGUGGCGAUAUACCGUUAUCAGCCUAAACCAGCGGAGUUGGCGGAUCAAGAGGGAUGUUACAUAAAAGAUUUAAACAUGGUGUUGCCAUAUAACGAACCAUAUUAUCCAAAAGGCGAAAAAUCUUGUCAACAAUAUAUAUGUCAAACCAAUAAUGAAACAAAAUUAAAUUCAUGUGGCGCAAUAGCAUUACAAGUUAAUUGUCACUUAGAAUAUGACUACACUCUCGACUACCCUAAAUGUUGCGGAACACCUGUGUGUGACCCGACUACGACUACGGAACAACCGACUACCGAACCACCAACCACAGAAACAUCCGAAACAGAAGGGACAUCCGUAACUGACACUAAAGAAACACCGAAGGGUCCUACACCACCAAAAACACCAACGGCACCUCAGGAACCGAUAUCACCUGAAAGCCCAAAGGCUCCAGAAAGUCCAAAAACUCCUAGAACGAAAAUACCAAAAGUGCCUCACUGGAAAAACUAGGACCUAAGAAUCCAGAAGUGGCAGAACCAUUUGAAGAUAAAAAAAUUAAAUUGUCUGUAGAAAAAUGCGAAUCUUAAAACCAUAUUAUUAUAUGCAAUAGUUAACCAUGAAUACUAUGUAUAGACAGAAUAUAUUGUUUGCUUGUUUUUCUAUUUACAUAAAUCCGAUUUUGUUCUUUUCUUA
Messenger RNA from Cydia pomonella (codling moth), 983 nucleotides. Its product is annotated as little elongation complex subunit 2-like. The coding region runs from base 258 to 800 and encodes 180 amino acids. The transcript is spliced from 3 exons. Lineage: Eukaryota; Metazoa; Arthropoda; Insecta; Lepidoptera; Tortricidae. The record is from RefSeq and is a predicted model, not a curated record.